This is a messenger RNA of Tarenaya hassleriana, 1318 nucleotides long. Its product is annotated as aspartyl protease UND-like. The record is from RefSeq and is a predicted model, not a curated record. Bases 22 to 1236 code for a protein of 404 amino acids. Gene Ontology annotation, cellular component: extracellular region. The transcript has a single exon. NCBI's taxonomy places the organism in Eukaryota, Viridiplantae, Streptophyta, Magnoliopsida, Brassicales, Cleomaceae.
UUUAAAUUAAAUUUUGAGAAAAUGGAUAUAUCAUUUGUAUCUCUUCUCUGCAUGGCGUUUUCCUCGCUUCUUCUUCUCAUGAUCCAAUCCAAAACAGAAGCCGGGAUGGUUGUGAAGUUAUUACACAGCAACUCCUUCAACAAUGACGUCACUCAUGACGCGGUUUCUCCUGUAAUGUCUCGGAGAAGACGAAGCAUCUCUUACUAUGCGACCAUUUCCAUCGGCGACCCGCCGGUUCCGCAUCUAUUGCAGAUCGAUACGACCAGUGCCCUUCUGUGGCUUCAGUGCCGUCCUUGUAGCCAUUGUUACCGUCAAAGGUAUCCCAUCUUUGAUCCCGAGAUAUCGUAUACGUACAAGAAUCAGCCGUGCGAGCCUUCCUAUACGUAUCCUAUCCUCGUUCCUGACGAGAAAACCAUAUCUUGCACGUAUACGGACGAAUACGGGAGCAGUGGCACACUAGCCACUGAAACACUAACCUUUCAGACAACCUACGGCGAUGUCGUGUCCACUUUGGACGACGUUGUCUUCGGCUGCGGCCACGAUAACUACGGAAACUUAGCCAACGGGUUGAGCGGAAUUCUGGGCUUGAGUCACAACAAUCUCUCGAUCAUCCACCGGUUCGGGUCGAGAUUCUCGUACUGCUUCGGUAACGCGAGCGAUUCCUCUUACACAGACAGUAUCCUCGCGCUCGGAGAGGACGAAGCCGUUAUAAUGGGCGACAAGACGCCACUAGAGAUCUUUCGAGGUUUGUAUUACGUUACCCUCGAAGGGAUAAGCAUAGGGGAGAUCAUGCUGGCGAUCGAGCCGUCGGUAUUUCAACGCAAAAUAGACGGAAGACAUGGAACGUUGAUCGAUACCGGCUCGACGCUGGUGUAUCUGUUCAGAGAAGCGUACGAGCCGGUGGGGAAGGAGAUAAGGAACGUUCUAGAGAAGAAAUUCAUGAAAACGCGUCUGCAUUCACGUAGAUUGAUGUGUUACCAUGGAAAUAUACGAAGGGACCUGACUGGUUUUCCUGUGCUGACGUUCCAUUUCUCUGGAGGGGCGGAGCUGUCGAUGGAUAAGGAGAGUCUGUUCUUCAUGAAUGGACCCGACACCUUCUGUUUAUCCAUAGCUUUGGCAAAAAACAUGCUCGACGCGAACAUCAUCGGAGCUGUGGCUCAGCAGUUCUACAAUGUCGGAUAUGAUCUUCAAGCCCUUGUCGUCUCUUUUCAUAAGAUUGACUGUAGUGUUCUUUAGCUUAUUAUAUUUGUUUUACAAAGAAAAAACCGGAAAAGAGUUUGUAUAUAAUUUGAUUAUAUCUCGAAAGCCCAUUACUUGA